CUUCGAAGCUUCAAUUUAUUUGCGAACCCAACCUAACCUCACUGUCGUCCUGACCUGCGAGCUCUCUCUCCCGCCCAGUGCUGGGCCUCAACUGCACCCUCCACCUCGACAUGCGUCCGCUACCACACUCACUAUGGCUGCUCCUCGCCGCACAAAUCGAAGCCCGGGCGCAGGCCCAGGCUGAGUCGCAGGCCCAGCAAUACCUCCACCCGACGGCCAUCCGCAAGAUGCCGCCCGACCCUGGUGCCAAGUUCUACCACGAGUACUGCGCCUUUCCCGAGAACGCCGCUUUCGCUCCAGCACCCCCACUACCACCGCCGCCACCACGCAAGCCGCUCGUGGCACGAGCCGCGCGAACCGCCCUCGACGCCGACGACGCCCGCCGGCUAGCAGGCAACGCAUCGAGCGAGCUACCGCUGCGCCCGCCAUUCGCCCUCCUCUCCGGGCCCGAGUUCGUCGACGACGCCGACGCAGAGCAAAUACCUCGGCCGCCGCCGCCACAACCACCCCCACCGCCAUCAGCAGCAUGGGACCUCUUCCGGCGCGCGGCGUCGGCGGUCGCCUUCCUCGAGAGGCGCCAGUGGGCCUGCCCGAGCGGCACCAGCAGCUGCGCCUCGAUCGGGUACCCCAACAGCUGCUGCGGCGCGGGCGAGACCUGCGUGCAGGUGGCCGACACGGGGCUCGGCCCGGUGGGGUGCUGCCCGGCGGGCGCGACCUGCGGCGGCGGCGUCUCGGGCUGCGCCGACGGCAGCACCGCCUGCGCGAGCGAGCUCGGCGGCGGCUGCUGCAUCCCCGGGUUCGUGUGCCAGGGCGUGGGGUCACCAUCCCGCUCCCGACCCCCUCCACAGUCCUCGUGA
Molecule: messenger RNA, 857 nt
Organism: Thermothielavioides terrestris NRRL 8126
Lineage: Eukaryota; Fungi; Ascomycota; Sordariomycetes; Sordariales; Chaetomiaceae
Exons: 2
Coding region: 111-857 (248 amino acids)
Source: RefSeq, a predicted model, not a curated record